UUCAACAUCCCACUCCAGCCGUCUUCAAUGAUUCCCUGCAAAAGUGGCCGCACACGACAUGCCAACUCACCUCAGCCCGGAGUCGGCAGAGACUCUGGAUCCAGAUGAGCAAGAUGCGCUCCGAGCCCUAGACCGGUCGCCUCACCCCUAUCACCACCAGAGCUCCGAGCUGCCCUGCCCCUCGCAUCAUGUCGUCUCCCACGCCGAACGACCUGCAUCUCCAGAGCUGCGCAGCGACGCGACCCAGCUAUCACCAUCUCGUCUCGCCGCCUUGACCAAGGAAUCGACGCCAGCGAGCGAUAGCGGCACCGACGCCGACGACGAACACUUCCUGAAGGGCCUGCCGCCGCCGAAGCUGCGACCCCACAAAGGGCUGAGAGGCCGAAACGAGGUCAUCUCCGGCACCUCGACGCCCCUGCUGUCGCCCGCCGUCCUGCAGGAGCCUGUGCCCGCGUCAGGCCCCAAGGCGUCGCAUAAUGGCAAGAGACCUAGUGAGAGAGUUGUUCUGCCAGAGGCCAUCCGUCGAAAGAGGAUACUAGUGCAGCGAGCUGUUGAGGUCGGCAUCAUUGCAACCCUGGCGGGCAUGGUGCAGGCAAACACGCUGCUGUCACCGAUUCUGGCCACUUGGCGCAAAGAUUUCCAUCUCUUUGGUGUCCUCUACGGAGGGCUCUUGCUGCUAUAUCCGCUUCGUGCUGCGAUCUGGAGUUACAAAAAUCGCCAAGCAUCCUCGAACACGCUAUUCAAGAUUCCCACAGUCUUCGAUCCCGCUCCUCUCCUAUAUCCCCCAGCGAUUACGAUUUAUGUAUCCUUACUCGUCUCCGUCAACAACCCUGCGGUGAUUCUCCCGAACCUGAUACUUGCCAUAAGCUCGAUCCCUCAGCAAGUGGUGCCCAAACUCGAGCAUUACGCGGCAUACGACUCUCUCCACUGGGCCCUGUCCUGUCUGCCUCUGAUUUGGCGGCCCUCUCUGUCAGAUCAGUCUCGGUUUGCGCCCACUUAUUCUUUCCUCGCGCAAGAGGACCUCGUCUUACUAUACCCUCUACACCGGACCGCGUGCGCCGUAUUACAUCAUCUUACCACGACCAGCCUCCUGACGACCGAACUCCAGCUCCUUUCAAUUGCGCUGAUCAACGUGUUGCUCCUCGCAUCGUCGCCUCAGAUCCAAAUACUAAAGGCCCUUCUCUGGGGCGGAGGCCUGAGCCUACUUGUGCUCUGUGGUGCUGUGAUCAGAUGGGGGAUUGUGCUGGCAAGAGUACCCAAAUGGCGGUUCCGACGAGAGCCAUACCCACAGCGACGUUCCCUGUGGAAGUCUUUGCUGAGGCUGUUGAGCUGGAGGAAGCUCAAGGGCGAAAUUCUGGGGUCACCUCACGAGGUGUACAGUGACGAUGCUCUGUUCUCGACCGAUGAGGACGAGGACGAUGUGCGAUUCAGUAGUCCUACCAGGGUCCAAACUUUCGAUGCGACCGCAGACGCACCCUCCGAUAUACACAAAAUUCCCUCGCCCAGUGGCGACAAUGGAUGGACGAAUACAAGCGGCAUCUCUCGGAGACACACGACACCUCACCCUGAAAAGGUCGCUCGCAAAGCAGCAACUCACACUCCAUCCGGCAGGCGAAAGCGGACAGCGUCCGUCUCUGUCCGGGCUUAUUUCAAGUUCACGCCAGCACAAGCAGCACGGAGGAAAUGGCUGUACGCAGGGUAUGUGUAUGUGAGCCUGGCGGUCAUCAUAGUGGCCGUGAUCCGCCCAUAUAUACAGACAUAUGCCCUCAACGGCAAUGAGCCUAUUGGCUGGGCUCUUGGUUAUUUCUUCGGCGACCUGCCUGCCUUUCGAUAUCGAGUGGUCAGUGCAAAUCUGGAACGCUGGAUCUGCUUACCACCGCGGCUCGAUUCCUUUUGCGCGAAAGAAUGUCAUCUCGGUUGGGUGCAGCAUGUGCGCCAUGAUGACUUUGGCGAGGCCAACACGCGCCUCUUCAUAAGCGCUUAUUGGGUUGCGAUCCUGGUCGUCGGGCUUGCCAUCGUCUUCCAGCUGAAGAACACGUACGAAGUCGACACCCGGCGCAAGGUAUUCCACUUCAUGAUGGUCGGCAUGCUUCUCCCAGCAACAUUCAUUGAUCCGACAUUUGUUGCCUUGGCCCUGUCCAUCGUCUUGGCCAUCUUCUUGAUUUUGGAUCUACUGCGGGCAAGCCAGCUGCCACCCCUGUCCAAGCCGAUCGCCUCCUUCCUGGCUCCGUAUGUGGACGGAAGGGACUUUCGCGGGCCUGUUGUGAUAUCUCACAUUUUCCUCCUCAUUGGAUGUGCCAUUCCGCUCUGGCUGUCUCUGGGAUCUCUGCCGCGGACCGGAUCCGACUACCUGGCCGGAUGGGAGAUACCUACCAGAGAGAUUAGCAUGGUCUCGGGCGUUGUCUGUGUUGGUCUGGGCGACGCAGCCGCCUCCCUAAUUGGGCGCCGUUUCGGCCACCGCAAGUGGCUCUGGGGUGGCGGCAAGAGUCUGGAGGGGAGUCUAGCAUUCACAGUCGCCGUCUUUCUUGGCCUGACGACAGCCAGCCUUUGGCUCCGGCUGGGACAGUGGCCCGUUGCUGGCGAAGGCACGAGCAUGGCGACCAGAGCCGGGCACGCCCUUGCGUGUUCGUCCAUGGCCAGCUUGACGGAGGCGGUUCUGACGGGAGGCAACGAUAACGUCAUUGUGCCAGUGGUUCUCUGGACAUGCGUGAAAGCACUUGAAUUUUGA
Messenger RNA from Trichoderma reesei QM6a, 2728 nucleotides. RefSeq lists its product as uncharacterized. Gene Ontology annotation, cellular component: endoplasmic reticulum membrane. The coding region runs from base 59 to 2728 and encodes 889 amino acids. The transcript has 2 exons. Gene Ontology annotation, molecular function: dolichol kinase activity. Lineage: Eukaryota; Fungi; Ascomycota; Sordariomycetes; Hypocreales; Hypocreaceae. Gene Ontology annotation, biological process: dolichyl monophosphate biosynthetic process. The record is from RefSeq and is a predicted model, not a curated record.